AUGUCGGUUUCCGGUUCACGGGUGAAGCUCCAAACGCUUCCGCCCCUGCCCACCAAUAAGUGCUGGUUCGAGAUCACUCCCAACGACGGGCACGGGACAGUGAGAGACGUGGCCAUCUCUAUCUGCACGCUACUGUCUUUGGGGCCUUCCAUUCGCGCGUCGGAUCUCAAGCUGGAAGUGGAAGGGUUUGAGCUGAUUCAUACGUCCCUGACGAAGGGCAUCGUUCGAGACAGUGACUUGAUAACGGUAAGUUUGUCUCGGCGUGUACCUAGAGAUGAAACGGCGAAGGAAAAGUUACCUCCAAUCAAGACUAAACGGAAGCGUCGGGGCGACCAGUCGGAGGAGGAGCCUGCGCCUGAGGAGCCACAAAAGAAGAAAAAGACAGUUGAAGUAGAUGAUACCCAGCACGAGAUCCAUGCCGCGCGCAGACAACACUUGAGAAACGCUCUGACGGACUUGGUGCGAGAUAUCGGGAGUAGUAGCAGCUCUGAAGAGGAAGAGGAUGAACAAGAGGAGACAUCUUCCGAGUCUGGGGAUGAAAUGUCCGGAAUCAUCAGCGGAGAAGUUGGAAGUGCUGCUCUCAAAGAAGUGUCCAAUGAUGAAACCACAUCAUCAGCCGAGUCGGAUGAGACCUCCUCUUCGGAGUCAGAAACGGAGGCAUCCGAGAGUCCUCGCAAUUCCACAUCAGAAUCCUCAGAUGAUGACUCGGAAAUAGAGGAAAGCGUGAUGUCUGGAAAAAAACACCCGGCGGACUCGAUAGCUCGCCCAGCUGCCCCCCCGUUGGACACUGUGAAGGCAAUCAUUGCCAAGGUAGUUCCUUUAAAACCGCCGAAGCUUCCCGCGAAUCAGAAGGUCGCACCUCGUUCGAAAGAGAAAGCAGCAGUGGCAAAGCAAACUCCGGCCCCGCAGGUACAUGAAGUGAUUGCGCCCCCUGUAUCACUCGGGAGACAUAAGAGGAAGCAAACGCGGACGCUAUUGAAUGUGGAGCGGACGCAUGUGAUUUUCGCCGAUAACGAUGAGGACGCAGCUGAUCAGGACGAAGAGGAAGGAGUGGGCGAGCUGGAGCUUGCUACUAGCAAUCCUGUCGAACCCGCAAAAAGCCUUUCGAAAGCGGGCACACUUAAUGGCACGCGUACGAAUGGCCUUCCACCAGCAAAGGCGACACUGGCCCCACCGCGCGCGAUCCAUACCAAAGUUUUUCUCGAGGACGAUUUCAACAACCCCACACCGAAGAAAGGGAGGAAACGAAGCCAAAGCCGAACAUUGCUGGGCUCCGCAGGCACCCCUGGAAAGGGUCGUGGCGGCACAACUCUAGCAAAAAAUGGUACCGACGGCGUGUCUCGUGAGGCAGCAAAUGGCGCAAAAGCUGACACUGGUCUGCAGCAGCCCGACGCGGCCGCCGCCGUAGACUAUGAUGCGCUGCCUCUGUUGGUCGGCAAGCCGAAGACGGGCCAGACUAUCGCGUAUAAAGUGCUGCAGAUGUCGGAGUCGUACUGCCCGGAAAUAUCGGAUUUCAAAGAAGCGACGAUCAUCGCCUUCGACAUACAACGCUCGCUCAUCACUCUGAAGCCGAAAGUGGUCAAGCAGCCCACACCUCAACCCACGGAGGAGUAUGAAGAUUACGAAACAGGUGAAAUUGCUUUAGGGAGAUUCGAAUUGCCGCCGGACGAUGAAUGGAUCACUGAAGCGAGCGCCGAUGAGGUUACCACCUUUGAUAUGGCUGCCUUGAUGGAUGUCCGCGUCGUCUCCUGAACUAUGCCUUAUAGCGAGUUCUGCCUGUAUCUUGUCUCCGCGGCGUCCAUGUACAUUUCUAGCUAGCGUAGGGUAUUUAGGGAACGAUCUUAUAACAUUACAUGAACACCCAACAAAGGCGCAGGAUCCUCCGCCGAAGUCUUCCGGACGGGCAAGAAUGAACGGAAUUAGGUGACUUCAGCUAUGAACUAUGUGACAAGAAUAUACAGAGGGGUCUCGCUACCGAUCCAAGAUCUACCCUUGCCAUGAGAAAACCUAUCCCUCCAGAUCCAAUUCAUCUUUGACGACCUUCCUCCGUGUCCUCCUCUCCUCUGGUGUAAAUGGCCGUUUCCGUAUGGACAAAACAGUUGGCCUGUCCCUCGAUAUUUGACUUUGUUCACGGUCCUGUUCCUCUUUCCGCUAUAAAGUAAACGUGACAUCCGUUUCAGUUUUUCAGGUCGGAAACAAUGCUUGGCGUGGUGUUU
Molecule: messenger RNA, 2216 nt
Organism: Fimicolochytrium jonesii
Lineage: Eukaryota; Fungi; Chytridiomycota; Chytridiomycetes; Spizellomycetales; Powellomycetaceae
Exons: 4
Coding region: 1-1752 (583 amino acids)
Biological process (GO): spliceosomal snRNP assembly
Cellular component (GO): Cajal body
Molecular function (GO): U2 snRNA binding; U1 snRNA binding
Source: RefSeq, a predicted model, not a curated record